Messenger RNA from Limulus polyphemus (Atlantic horseshoe crab), 1920 nucleotides. RefSeq names its product glutamate decarboxylase-like. Gene Ontology annotation, biological process: carboxylic acid metabolic process. Lineage: Eukaryota; Metazoa; Arthropoda; Merostomata; Xiphosura; Limulidae. Bases 47 to 1573 code for a protein of 508 amino acids. Gene Ontology annotation, molecular function: carboxy-lyase activity; pyridoxal phosphate binding. The record is from RefSeq and is a predicted model, not a curated record. The transcript is spliced from 14 exons. Gene Ontology annotation, cellular component: cytoplasm.
CUGAAUUUGGGGCGAAGUUCGCACAUUUCUCUGCUAGUCUUCCACCAUGGAGUCGCAGUCCAUUAAUAAUGUGAAGAUCAAUGUUGGAAACAAGUAUUACACCGAUCUCAUUCCUCUUACAAAAGACGGAUUUGAAGUAACUCGUGAGUUCCUUCAUCGAGUUAUCCAGAUACUCUUAGAUUUCCUGAAAUCAUCUAAUGACAGAAGUUCGAAGAUACUGGAUUUCUAUCAGCCAGAGCAGCUGAAGGAAAUACUGGAUUUCGACAUCCUUGCUGAACCUGAGAAUUUAGACCAGCUACUAACGGACUGUAGGAAUACUUUAAAGUUCCAAGUAAAAACUGGACAUCCUUAUUACUUCAACCAACUUUCUUGUGGGCUGGACAUCGUAUCCUUAGCUGGAGAAUGGCUAACAGCUGCUGCAAACACUAACAUGUUUACCUACGAAAUCGCCCCCGUGUUCAUUUUAAUGGAGCAAGUCACCUUGAAAAAGAUGAGAGAGAUUAUUGGUUUCAGGGAUGGAGACAGUAUUUUAGCUCCAGGUGGCGCUAUUUCUAACCUAUAUGCUGUGAUGACAGCCCGACAUAAAAUGUUCCCAAACUAUAAAACUCAAGGUUUGAAGUGUCUCCCGCAGUUAGUGAUUUUCACAUCUGAUCACAGUCAUUACUCCAUGAAAGGUGCCGGUAUGAUUACAGGAUUAGGGACUGAUAAUGUAAUAUCAGUUCCAUGUGACAACAGGGGUAAGAUUAUACCUACGGAGCUGGAGAAAAUGGUUACAGAAGCUGUCGCUAGGGGACAACGACCAUUCUUUGUUAACUGCACUUCUGGCACCACAGUCUUAGGGGCUUUUGAUCCUAUUCACCCUUUAGCGGACAUCUGCCAAAAGUAUGACAUGUGGCUACACGUCGACGCUGCUUGGGGUGGAGGCUGUUUAUUGUCUAGGAAGUACAGAGGUCUACUGGACGGCAUCGAAAGGGCAAAUUCCGUUACUUGGAAUCCACAUAAGCUGAUGGGAUCCUUGCUUCAGUGCUCUACCGUACAUUUUAAAGAAAACGGUCUCCUCAUCAGCUGCAACAUGCUGAGCGCUGACUACCUGUUUCAACAAGACAAACACUAUGACGUCACUUACGACACUGGAGACAAAGUUAUUCAAUGUGGUCGCCACAACGACAUUUUUAAACUGUGGCUCAUGUGGCGGUCAAAAGGAAUGACAGGAUAUGAAAAGCACAUCGACCAUCUCUUUGAUAUGGCCCAUUACAUGGUCAGGAAGUUGAAGGAAAGAAAAGACCGUUUCUUCUUGAUCCUAAACGAGCCGGAAUGUGUUAACGUCAGUUUCUGGUAUGUUCCUCCUGGCUUAAGAAAGAUGCCACACAACAAGGAAAAAGAGAUUAAACUUGGACAGAUAACAGCGAAACUUAAAGGAAGAAUGAUGGAUACAGGCAUGUUGAUGAUUGGCUACCAGCCUCUCGGAGACACGCCCAACUUCUUUCGUGCGAUAAUCUCAAACCCAGGAGUAAAGGAGGAGGAUGUAGAUCACAUGCUUAACGAGCUAGAACGGUUAGGAUAUGACCUUUAGAAAGACAGAUUAUGUUAUUUUGGGUUAAAUUGAACUGACUAAAUCUAUGUGUUGGUAAUUAGAUGUAUGACAGAAUGUAGUACUGUACACAAAAAUCAGUAGAUAUAUCAAUCAAAUUACAGGAUGUAAAUCAUAACAUAGGUUAAUCACAACUAUCAAUUCCUUUACGGUUUUAUUUUUGCAUGAACGUUACUGAGAAGAUACAAUAUAAUUUAGGCAAUGUGUAAAAUAAAACCAUAUUUUGAAUUCAGAGUCUACACCAUAGCAGUCUGGUCAACCUACUUCUAUGCUAUUAACAACAUUUCGUAAAGUUCUGAAAAAUAGGAUUCUGAAAAAAAAAGAAGAAA